This is a messenger RNA of Aspergillus homomorphus CBS 101889, 1542 nucleotides long. RefSeq names its product arrestin (or S-antigen), N-terminal domain protein. Bases 1 to 1542 code for a protein of 513 amino acids. The transcript has 2 exons. The record is from RefSeq and is a predicted model, not a curated record. Lineage: Eukaryota; Fungi; Ascomycota; Eurotiomycetes; Eurotiales; Aspergillaceae.
AUGACGAGUUCUUCCAGUCUCUCGAAGAGUUCCAGUUCCCUCGGGCGCUUUGCGGUGCGCUCCCGCCCCAAAGUCAACAUUGACCUGGAUGGACAACAGGAUGGUCUGGUCAAUGUGUACACAACCGGGGACACUAUCAAGGGGACGGUGACCAUCAACGUGGACCAUGACACUCGAUUUGAUGAGUUGGAAAUUACCUUCGAAGGAACAUCGCGAACCUCGGUGGAACGACAAUCGAUGCCUGGCAGGACCGGCGCUUAUCAGACCUUCUUACGACUACGACAGCCCAUUGACGAAGCCGCGUAUCCCACGCCACGCAUCCUUGAAGCUGGACGCAGCUAUGACUUCCCCUUUGUAUUCGUGGUACCCGAUCGCCUACUGCCUCACGUUUGCAGCCACACCAAAACCAAUGUCCAUGUUGAACGUUCGCACACAAUGCUUCCGCCCACUUUCGGUGACCCUAUGCUGGCCCGUGAUGGAAAGACGCUUCUGGAUGACCUGACGCCAGAUAUGUGCCGGAUCGCAUAUAUCGUUCGUGCCACUCUGCAGAGAAAACCCGUCAGUCAGAAUGGCUCGGUUAAUACUCUUGCUUCUGUCGGAAAGAAAGUUCGGGUGAUUCCUGUGGUGGAUGAGGAACCUCCGCUCAACAUCUCGGAUGAUGAGACCUUGUACUGCGUCCGCAAAGAGAAAGACGUCAAGCGGGGUUUCAUGAGGGGGAAGCUAGGACGCAUUGUGGUCGCUGCGCCGCAACCGAAGCCCAUACAGCUGAACCCUACCAGCAAUGAUGACCCAAGCGUUGUGAGCACUGUGGCUACCGUACAUCUGCGGUUUGAUCCGGUCGGAAGCGAAGAACCUCCACGUCUGGGCACGGUCUGGAGUCGACUGCGAGCGACGACCUUUUAUAGUGCGGAUCCGUGGGGCGACUAUCCUUCGACGACCUCCAUCCGGACGUGGGCACAGGUAGGCCGAGGGAUGUUCACAGAAGCUGUGCCACUCUCGACCAUGUGUGUAGCCUCGGCGCAGUGGACCAAGCACACGAGCGCAGACGCCCCCCGCCGCGACUCCAUGCAGUCGACUUCCUCGACGGAGUCUCUGCCGGGGCCGUCUGCUUCGUUCUCCGGAAACACCUUCUACACAGCUUCAGUGGUUGUACCAGUCACGCUGCCCAAGUCGAAGACCUUUGUGCCCACUUUCCACUCCUGCCUCAUUGCCCGCAUCUACAGCCUCGAGCUCAGUCUCUCUUACCACACCCCUAACGCGAACAUCUUGACUCCGACGACAUCCUUGAAGGUCCCUAUCCAGCUGACAUGUCAGUCGCAAGCGGAUGCUCGGCCCAAGAACACCGCGAUCGAGAUCACGCAGGAUGAGGUGAAUGCCGAGUUCUUCAGCCCUCGCAGCGUCGCGCCCCGUUGGAUCUCGGAGCCUGACGUUACACCUCCCGAAUACACGGCCGUGCGCACUGCCAACCUACUUCCAGAUCGUUCGAGGAUACUUCCCCCCUCGACAAUGGCCAAUCCCGGGGGUAUGAGAACGGCCUGCUAG